AAAAAUUACUUGAUUAGUAUGAAUCUACCCCUUUAAGGUAGCGUAGUAGGUCAGCAGCAACGGUUCUUCUUGCUGGCUGUAGCUGUUGGCUACUAUCUCCUAACGACUUCCUCUGACGCGUCGCCAUGAGCGAACCUCCGUCCUAUCCUUCAAUUGAUCCCACCACCUUCGACCUCGUCGUCGUCGGAACCGGUCUACCAGAAUCUAUGAUCGCCGCCGCAGCCUCUGCUUCAGGAAAAUCCGUACUUCACCUCGACCAAAACAAAUUCUAUGGAUCUCACUUCUCCUCUCUCCCCAUCUUGGAACUCACCUCUUUCUUCAAUUCCAAUUCUACUCCUCUACCGCCGUCGUCCUCCUCCACCAGCGCAACCAGCAGCGACGACUACUCCGUCGUAAAUCUCGCCAUCCGCCCCCUCUAUUUGGACGUCGAGAUUUCCUCGUUUUCCACUCAACUUUUGGAUGAACACUCGAAUAAGUUCAAUCUCGAUGUAUCGGGACCUAGGCUUUUAUUUUGUGCGGAUAGUUCCAUCGAUCUUUUGAUAAAGUCUGGGGCAAGUCAGUACGUGGAAUUCAAGAGCAUAGAUGCGAGCUUCGUGGGCGAUGAGAGUGGGAAGCUGUGGAGUGUACCAGAUACCAGGGCUGCUAUUUUUAAAGACAAGAGCUUGAGCUUGAUGGAGAAGAAUCGGUUGAUGAGGUUCUUUAAGCUGGUGCAGGUACAUAUGGCGGCUGCUUCUGAUAGAGAUGAAGGAAACGAGAAUCAAGAAGAAGGAAAAGAAUCAGAGAUUUCAGAGGAGGAUUUGGAAAGUCCAUUUGUUGAGUUCUUGACAAAAAUGAAGUUGCCUUCCAAGAUUAAAUCGAUUAUCCUAUAUGCUAUAGCCAUGGCUGAUUAUGACCAGGACAACAAAGAGCAAUGUAAAGAUCUACUCAAGACAAAAGAUGGAAUAGCUCGCUUGGCUUUGUAUCAAUCGUCAAUUGGCAGGUUGACAAAUGCGCCUGGGGCUUUUAUUUAUCCUAUUUAUGGUCAAGGGGAACUGCCACAAGCCUUUUGUCGUCGUGCUGCAGUGAAAGGCUGUAUUUAUGUUUUGCGAAUGCCAGUGACUUCUUUGCUUUUGGAAAAGAGUAGUGGCGUGUACAAAGGUAUAAGAUUGGCUUCUGGUCAGGACAUAUUUAGUCAGAAGCUAGUUCUGGAUCCAUCCUUAACAGUUCCAUCCCCCUCAGCUUCUCCAUUGGAUUCUUUCCAUGAAAGUUUUCAAUUUCUAUGCAUGAGAGAUGUUAAACAGAAGGUGGCUAGGGGAAUAUGCAUUAUGAGAAGUUCCUUGAAGCCAGACAUAUCAAAUUUCCUGGUUGUAUAUCCUCCUCAAUCAUUGUAUCCUGAGCAGAUUACAUCAAUUCGAGCUCUCCAGAUUAGUGGCAAUUCAGCUGUUUGUCCGCGGGGCAUGUUUGUGCUGUAUCUGUCGGCUUUGUCUGAUGAUGCUCAUCAGGGGAAGAAGUCACUAAAUGCAGCUAUGAAUGCCCUUUUCACUUGUCCUGAUUCUGUGAAUCUUGAAAGUAGUUGUGCAGAUCAAAAUGAAAAUGCAGAACUAAAACCCACUCUACUUUGGAGCGCAUUGUAUAUUCAGGAGCUUGCAACGGGUCAAUUUGAUUCUAUCAGCUUCACUCCCAUGCCCGAUGGAAAUCUGGACUAUGGUGAUGUCUUAGAUUCAGCUAUGAAGCUGUUUCAGAAGAUGUAUCCAAAUGAAGAGUUUUUUCCAGAUACAGUUGAGCAUGAUGAUGGGCUCAGCUUAGAGGAGACAUAGAGCAAUGCUUUGACAUUACUAUUUACCAGAUGUAAUUCCUGAAUUUGCUGAGAAACUUCAGGGGGUUUACUAUUUGCGUUUAAGCUGCUGGAUUGCACAACCCAAGCCUCAGUUUUUGUUGUAAAGUACGAAAACAUUAAAAAUACAGAUGAAAUGUUCGUUUGCCAACAUAAUUGUUUAACCUCUCUGUUGAAGUCCCUGAUUAUUAAUUGUUGAAUGGACCCUGGACUUGAUGUAAUAUGGGCUUGAACUGGGAAGGAAUUGGACUGAAUCUGUUAAAUUGUUCCUCAAAGUUAGCCCAAUCCAUUUGCUUAUAGAUUUUUUUUUUUU
Molecule: messenger RNA, 2126 nt
Organism: Hevea brasiliensis (rubber tree)
Lineage: Eukaryota; Viridiplantae; Streptophyta; Magnoliopsida; Malpighiales; Euphorbiaceae
Product: rab escort protein 1
Exons: 10
Coding region: 126-1796 (556 amino acids)
Biological process (GO): protein geranylgeranylation; small GTPase-mediated signal transduction; vesicle-mediated transport
Cellular component (GO): cytosol; Rab-protein geranylgeranyltransferase complex; nucleus
Molecular function (GO): GDP-dissociation inhibitor activity
Source: RefSeq, a predicted model, not a curated record